AAUUUAUUAUCGAGUGUGAUAACUGUGAUUUGUGCGUACAGUCUUACAAUAGAUAUAAUAAAUACCCAGCCGAUAAUGCGUUAACUGUAGAUCAUGGUGCAGUGUAAAGUGCACUCAUAGUCAUUAGUGCCAAUAUCUUAAUAAUGAAAACGUGUUUUCGUAAAGGUAUAUAAAUACGAACAUAUGAAAAACCUCGUUUUAUUUUUCGUGACGUUGCAAUGUUCCGACAAGGCAACGCUGUUAAAAAAUCGAACUUUGAAACCUCCACCAAUUUUCAGUCUUCAAAUGGCUUAGAAAUAAAAAUCCCGGUCCCGUGGGGGCAUGUAGCUGGUAAAUGGUGGGGACCCACGAAUAUCCGACCCAUUUUAGUCCUCCAUGGGUGGCAAGAUAACUGCGACUCGUUCAAGCGAUUGCUCCCUUUAAUUAGUCAAGACGUGGGUUUCUUAGCUAUUGAUUUCCCAGGACAUGGUUACUCUUCACGUAUUCCCGACGGCUUCUACUAUCAUAGCAUGGGUUACGUGGUUCUGAUACAACGCGUGGUAGAUUUUUUCAAAUGGCCACAGGUAUCCCUGAUGGGUCAUUCCCUAGGCGCCAGUGUCGCGUUUUUGUACACUAUAAUAAACCCCCAAAAAGUAGACCUUUUGAUUUGCUUGGAUGCCGUUAAGCCAAUCACUGAAGACGGAAUUAUCAACACUAACUCGGAAAAAAUUUCGACAUUGAUGCACUACGAGAAACUUAGAAGGGAAAAUACGGAACCUCAAGCGUACACCUUGGAGGAAGUUAAACAAAAGAUUUCGAGGUUCCUUGACGGCUCGGUGGCGUACGAACACAGCCACCAUUUGGUGGAGCGAAGCGUUGCUCCGUCAAAGAGCCAACCUGGGAAAUACUGUUUUACAAGAGACCCUAGGUUAAAAAUAACCGAUUUAGUUAACUGGCGACAGAAGGACUUAGUACCGGGUGCACGCAGUAUGCAGUGUCCCGUUUUUGUUGCAAAAGCUACUAAUGGGUUUCACUUUGAAAAUCAGAAGUACGUGCAUGAAGUUGCAGACGCUCUUAAAGAAAGUGGUAACUGUGAGUUCCAUGUAUUGGAAGGAACGCAUCACUUGCAUCUCAAUAAUCCUGAAGUAUUAGCCGGGUUGAUUAUAAAGUUUCUUAAACAAUACGAUAAAUCGGAUAGAAGUGUCGGGGGAAUUAAGAAUGAAAUGGUUGUGUGCGAUCAACACAAAUUGUAGACGUUGUAUAUACAAAUAAUAAAACAUUUAAAGAUU
Molecule: messenger RNA, 1268 nt
Organism: Zophobas morio
Lineage: Eukaryota; Metazoa; Arthropoda; Insecta; Coleoptera; Tenebrionidae
Product: probable serine hydrolase
Exons: 2
Coding region: 219-1232 (337 amino acids)
Source: RefSeq, a predicted model, not a curated record